GAUUCAAAGGUGAUGGCGGCUGGGGCGGCUCAGGGCUGAGGGGAGCGAUACCCGCCCGGCUCCUUGCCCGCCCGCCGCUGCUUCGGCACCAUGUCCUCAGAGGGCAAGGACUCGGCGGCGGGCACACAAACGCCUAAAGCUAGGCGGAAAGGAGGAAGAAUCGUGCAGUCUCGCUACCUGCAGUUCAAUAAGAAAGACAGCAAGAAGGUGCCGGGUCUGCCGAGCUCAGGCGUAGCUCAGCGAAAGGCAGAAAAGGAUUCUUUAUCAAGUUCCUUUUCAUCAAGUAGUUCUCUGCUGUCUUCCAGAACUAAAGCAAAAUCGGUUCAGUCUCAGAAACACGAAACUUCUGCUAGUGUUGACCACAGCACAUUAAAUCAGAGUGGUUUUGAGAAGGGUGACUUGCAGUCCACUUUAUUAGAUGAAGAAAAAUCAAAGCUACCCGACCUUGAUAUUUCUGCUAUUAAUGAUAAAAGUGACCCCAGUAAGAGAUCUGACUCAGAAUCUGCUUCAGAAGUGUCUUUUGAGGAAACUGACUCUCAGGAUCUGAUAGCACAACUGGAAUCUGAGACACUACUUUUAACUUUCCUAAGACUAAAGGUAGGAAAAAGGGUUGCCAAGAUGGAGGACAAAGCAGAAAAAAACUUGCUGAUGUUGUGUGAAGAAAAACAGAAACAACAGGAGAUGCUUUGGAAGCUGAAACGUGAAAUUCUGCUCGAGGAGAGAGACGAGAAGCUCAAUGAAGCAUUAGACAAACAGAUAGAAGUGCUGACUCCCCUUGUUGCUGUCUGUGAACCAUUUAAAGAGCAAUACAAAAACUUUGCAGCUUCCCUGGAUGCUGCAAGACAUGAAUUACCCAUCAAGAACAUUCAUAUAGAAGGAGAUAAGCAAACCUACCUUGAUGAACUGGGAAAGCAAUUAAUGAUCACACAGAAGCUUCUGACAGAAGUUAUGCCAAACCACUCAGAGGAUAGUGCAAAAGCACUUGGUGCACUGAAAGAGCUUAAAGAACUGUCUCAGCAACUGAGUCAAGGGUUUCAAAGGAGCUUCACAGAUGUGCAGAACCUGUCAUUUGAAGCCUGUAAAGAAGUUUCUCUGCAUAACCAAAAUGUGUGCGAAGAGAAUCAUGGAGUAGAUGUUGUGAAACACUGGUAUUUCAACUGAGUUUCUGUAUUGUUUUACUACUGGGUAGGUACUUACUCAAAGCCAGCAGACUUUUUAUCCUUUUACUUCUUGUGUGGACAUAAAACUUGGCCAAUUUUUCAGUGAAGCCAGCAGGGGUGCUCACUGAUGCAGGAAUUGGAGAGUUGUUCUGCAGGCUGUCCCACAGGGACACAUUGCUUGCUUUUAAUGGGGAUUUCUGUGACAGGUUUUCCAUUCCUUUCUCCUUGACAGUACUGAAAGAUAAAUGAUAAAAAGUGCUAAUCCUGCCAAAUCUGACCUGUGUGGUAAUCUACAGCCUGGGGUUGCCUCACUGAACAGCUUCUGCAGGAGCUCUGAUUUGUCCCAUGUUUCUGGGUGUGCUGUGUGGGUACAAAGCACUUGUUUGGAAGGAGCCUGAUCACUUUUAAUGAGUGAGAAGUUUUGGUAACUAGUUGCCUAAUUGCCUUGUAAAUAAAUUAUUGAAAUGACAAUGCUUUUGUAUAAACCUGACUCCUCUUUAAGGAUUUUAUUCUUUUUAAUAAUAAAGACUAUUUUGCACUGCUCUAGCAGUAACCUUCAA
This is a messenger RNA of Catharus ustulatus (Swainson's thrush), 1720 nucleotides long. It is a transcript of the gene HAUS8, whose product is annotated as HAUS augmin like complex subunit 8. The transcript has 10 exons. The record is from RefSeq and is a predicted model, not a curated record. NCBI's taxonomy places the organism in Eukaryota, Metazoa, Chordata, Aves, Passeriformes, Turdidae. Bases 91 to 1161 code for a protein of 356 amino acids.